CUAGGCGCGGGCGAUCCCAGUACCUGUUGUCUGAGGAGAAGCUGUCUCUUCAGGGCGACAACCAGCUCUUACCCCUCCGCUUUAGAAUCUAACUUGAACCUCACCCUCAACACAAACAAAAAUGCCACAGUGUAAUGGGGGGCAACGACGAUCUGAGCGGGAAUAAGAAUCCUGAUACCUCAGCAGUAGGGUUAGCUGAGGAGAAAUUCCCUCCUGGUAGGAUUCUUGAUGUGGAAGAGAGGCUAGAAAGCCACUAUACAGUACUUUCUGAGGAGAGUUAAGGAUAUUUAACUGUGCGAUAUGUCAGGUCUUCAUUGCUGUCCUUGAGAGAAAUUGGUGAGGCGAGAGAGCAAAAAUACAGAUCCUUCAAAGUUGUUGUCUUUGGUUUCUCAAGGGGGAAUUAGGCAUUUUCGGUUCCAAACCUUGACACCCUCUGAGGGGCAAUGGUGUGGGGAUCUGGGAGUUUUACGGAGAUGUGCUCCUUUAAGUACAACAAUGCUAGUUUGAGGUCGGUACCAGUUUGGGAAAUGUGUGCGUCUGUGGUAGGAAGAAUAUAAAAGAUAUCAGCAGUCCCCGAAAGAUUCUUUUGGUGAUAAGUGGCCAUGGUAAGUGGCCAUGUCUGUGCUCUCUUGCACUCUCUGAAUCAGGAGGUUUUAGUUCACCAUUAAUUUCUUUAUAAGAUUCUGUACAAAGUUUAGUUCAGGCAGGUACUAUUAGAUGCGACAGUAAAUACCUUGUUACAUGUAUAAUGGUCAGUAAGGGUAGCUGGAAUCUUUAUUGUUUCUUUUUCUUUCUUGUUAAAAAGUUUUGUUUCAGAUCAUGCCUGUUGAGCACAAAAAGAGAUAAAAACCAGUACUAGUUAUCCAGGCAUGAAAAUAAGCAGGAGUACACAUGCCAUUAGACAUACAGGCUGAAGAAAAUUAGACUCAGGCUUAAAGAAGCUUUAAAUAUAGGCUUUUCUUUUUUUUUUUUUUAAUGUCUUUUAGGCUCUGGAGUGUGUGUUAGAGGACAACUCUAAGGUUUACCUUUGUUCUUUUAGACCCAGGAUUCCAGACAUAAUAUAAGGAGGGAACAGUUUUAUUGUUUGUAAAUUUUGAGCACAUUCUAAAUGGGGUAGAGGAGGAUUAAAGUUUUUUGAGAAAUGUUGCAAGACUGAAUUAUUUAGCUAGAGCAAUUCUCAAACUUUUUGGUCUCAGAACCUUUUUGUCCUCCUAAAAAUUGUGGAGGACUCCAGAAAGCUUUUGUUUAUAUGGUUUAUAACUAUUCGUAUUGAAAUACUAGAAAUUAAAAUAGAAAAUUUAAAAAUAUUUACUUAAUAAUUAAUUUAAAAAUAACAAUCAUAAGCCCAUUAACCAAAAAGGAACCAAACCUGUUGCUAUCGAGUUGAUUCUGACUCAUAGCGACCCUAUAGGACAGAGUAGUGCUGCCCCAUAGGGUUUCCAAGGAGCAACUGCUGGAUUCGAACUGCUGGCCUUUUGGUUAGCUGCCUGGGGUUGUAACCACUGCACCACCAGGGCUCCGUAAACCCAUUACAUGUUACCAUAAUUAACAUUUUUAAUGAAAAAUACAUUUUCCAAAACAAAAGAAAAUUUAGUUUGAAGAAUGGCAUUGUUUUAUAUUUUUGCAAAUCUCUUUUGUGUCUGCCUUAUUAGAAGACAGCUGGAUUCUCAUGUUUCCGUAUUCAACCUGACAUCUUGUUUUGGUUGAAGUAUAUGAGAAAAUCCAACCUAACACAGAUAUAUAACUGGAAAAGGGAGGAGUCUCCCAGGGGUCUUUGGACCGUACUUUGAGAACCGCCACGCUAGGUGAUUUCAUUUAGAAAUGAAUGUGAUAAUUUUUAGUGUUCUAAGUGAAAGAAAGCUGUUUCUAGUUUUUGGAGAGCCUCAUUCACCCUUCUUUUAUUAUUUCUUUGUAAGUUCUUUCCCCCUGCUUAUUCACCCUCUUUUAUAUGUCGAGUGGGUGAGAUUGUGUUUAUGGAACUAUCCUGGUUCUUUUACUUUCUUACAUAAAGCCUUGUUGAAUUUUUUUGUUUCCUCACCUUUUCAUCUAAGGUGAGAAAACAAAUUAAAACCUCAAAUGUUAUUCCGGAGUCUAGUGCCUACAGUCAUUUUGUAUAUUUGUCAACUGUCUAUUUUUUCUCUCUCUCUCUAUUAGCUUUUAAUAUUCGUUAUUGUGGAAGAAUUCGUCUGAAACAGAGGAACAGUGUCAGAAAGUGACUCUCUGGCUUUCCAUUCUCUUUGGAUCAGGUUAGAGCUUUUCUUUAAAAGUAAUGUUCUUCAUCAUACCCCCAAUCUAGAUUAAGGGGUAGUGCAAAUGGUUAAUGCAGUAAGCUGCUAACCAAAAAGUUGGAAAUUUGAAUCCACCCCGAGGUGCCUUGGAAGAAAGGCCUGGCAAUUACUUCUGGAAAACCAGCCAUUGGAAACCCUAUGGAACACAGUUCUACUCUGAUACACAUGGGGUCGCUGUGAGUUAGAAUCAACUCAAGGACAACUUUUUUUUUUUUUUCGGUAUAAGAAACAAAAUGUUUAUUGCAAGGAUUCAGAAGAAUCUCACAGAGACCAAAAGAAAGAGACUGAAGUGUAGUUGACCUCAAGAGAGCAGAGACCAGGGACUGGGAGCCAAAAGUGUACAUUCACUCUUAUUUCCUCUCAUUCUGUCCCUCUUCUGUCUCUCAUCCUCUCUUCCCGCAUGCUCCAUUCUCCUUUGCAGUUUGUCUUUCUGCCUGUUCACUUACACGUGCAUGUAUGGCUCCAUCUCUUCUGACCCUGCAUGAUCUACUUGACCACACUGCUCUUCACCUGUUGCCUGGAGUUCCCAACAAUAAUAACUCUAGUAUUCAAUUUUGCAAAUUCUAAAUUCCCAACAAAGUACUCUAAUUAGUUGUACUCAUGUUUUCAAUGAGUUGCCCUUGGGUCAGGUGUAGACACCCCAUCUGAUCAGGUAAGGCCACAUGGGAGUGAGGUCACAUGGAAUCUAACAGGUGACCAAAAGAAACUGAAAUGCCAUUAACAUUUCUUGUACAGUGAGAAGAAGGAUUAGAGAGAGAAUAGAGAUGAAAUAAAAACAGCAAACUAGCUGAUAAAAUAAAUCUGCCUGUAGUCUCUGUAUAGCCAACCCUCUAUAGAUUUUCUAAAUCUAAGAAAUUGGAUGUCCUCAAGGGCAACUUGUUAUUAUUUUUUUAAUUAUACAUCACUUCUUAUAGAUUUACUACAUCUUAUUAAUUCAACAACGAUCCAUAAUUUUAUCUAGUUCGUUGGGGCUCCAGAAGCACACUUUAGCCUAGAUAGGUCUGUACAGGAUUAGAUAAGAUUUUGAGCCUAAAUAUUGGAAAGUUUUGCAUUUUAGGUUGAUUAAAAUACUCUUUUUUUAUUUUACUUAAAGAAUUUAAAAUUUAAAAAGUCAUUUUUUGAAGUGGUAAUGUAUGUAUGUUAUAAAAUGCCAAAGAUACUUAGGGGACACAGUGAAAAGUUUCCUUCUACUCUGUCCCCAGCCACCCAGUUCCACUCCCCAGAGGCACUUUUAACAGUUUCUCAUGUAUUCUUCCAGUGAUAGCGUAUAGAUAUGCAAGUGUAUUGCAUAGGUAUAUAUUUAAAAAAUCAAAUAUUAUAAUCUCAAGCAUACUAAUUUUCAUUUUGCUUUUCCCAGUAUAGCUCUUCUAAUUUAGAUUACCUUCACAGGGGCUUCUUUUUCUUGGAAUUCUGGAGUCCAGGAUAAGAUAUGUUUGUCAUUUGUGGAGGAGCCCUGGUGGCACAGUGAUUAAAGCACUCAGCUGCUAACUGAAAGGUUGGAGGUUCAAACCCACCCAGCCACUCUACAGGAGGAAGAUGUGGCAGCCAUAAAGAAAUACAGCCUUUGAAACCCUAUGGUGGUAGUUUUUCUCUGUCAUGUAGGGUUACUAUGAGUCAGAAUUGACGGCAAUGGGUUUAGUUUGAUUUUUUGCUUACUUGUGGUCAAAUUAAUAUGCAUCUUGCAGCCCUAAUUUUAUUCAGGUUCUAGGAUUAUAUGGAAUGUAUAUAUGAGGGUUUAUAUUAUAAUAUUUAAGAUUAUAAUAAAGAAGGAGAAAAAUUUGCUGCAGUGUUUCUCUCCUAAUUUCCUACUUGUCUUUUCUGGAACAAAUACUUUUGGGGCUUGGUGGUGAUGAAUUAAGAUGGAAAUAGUGAGAAAAUGUGCUCCUUAAUAGAAAGGAAAAGUAGUUGCUGCACAACAGCACAUCUGAAUUGUUCACGUUUAUAGAAUUUUUUUUUUUUUUUAUAGAAGUAUGAAACGGAACAGAAAAAUGACAAAGGAUAAUUACUUUUAAAAACACCUUCAGCCAUGCUAUGGCCGCACUAAGUCAAACCCUUAACAGCUUUUGAGUUCACCUUGGGAUGUAGAGAGAGGAAUCCUUACCUUGAACAAGGGGAUCCAUUUUAUGCUGCUUUUGAGUCUCUUUGGUGGGAGAUGGUAGAGUUGGAAGAGUGAGUUUCCGGUACAGGGACUUCAAAAUGUUCAAAAUCAACAGCCAGUAAUAAGAUCAUUGAGAAGAAUAGAAGAGUUAUUAGUAGAAUUUAGAGGCACAAGGCCUGGGGUCAUGUUGACUCUACCAUGGUUACCAGGCUUGCUUUGGGCAAGCCAUGUAACCUCUUCUGUAAAAAAGAGGUAGUGGAACUUUAUGACCUCUAGAUGCUCUCCUAGAGCUACAAUGCUCCUUGUAAUUCUUAGAAAACUAAGAAUGGUUUAUAUGUUCUAAGCCUAAAGAAAACCAGGUAGAAGGUCUAUAAGAAGUUCAGGUUGGUAAAACAAAAGGUAUUUAUCUUCUCACAACUGGGUAGAGUUAUCAGUAGUGGGAAAGUGUAAAUGGGAAAAAUGUGCAAAUUACUGGAGCUUCCCAGGACUCAUCUUAGGACCCUGUAGUGCCAUGAAUGACUUAUAGCUGUGCGGAGCUAGAACUCUUCAGCCUUUGGUGUGGUUUGAGGCCCUCUACUGCUACCUUUCAGUUGCCUAUGACUGUGAGCAGCCUGGUCCUUUUACAUUACAAAUAUCAUAUUCUGUGUGUGUUUCCAAUGUGUACUUUUAAUGAAUGCUUUCUGUGUGUGCUGUAAUAUGAAAAUGAUUGUGAAGCACUGAAUUAGACUGUUGGGAUGCAGUGUAAUAUAGUUAAUAGCACAAACUUCAAAAUCAGAGGAACCCUAGUCCUGGUCAUUUAUUAGUUACUUAAUAUCUCUAAGCCUCAGUUUCCCCAAGUGUAAGAUGUUAUCUAUCUCAUAGAUUUAUUGUAAAAAUUAGAUGAUAUAAUGUAUUUUUUUCAAAUAAUGUGUCCACGUAAAUUACGUGUCCACACAUAUAACGCACAUAGCGUGCCUAGGAAAAUAAUACGUGAGGGGGUUGCAUGGUUGGCACACACACACACAUGCAAGUGUAACGUGUACAUUAUUUGUGUAAAAUAUGUAAAGGGUAAAGCAUAUAGUCAGUGCUCAAUAAAUGUUAGCUGUUACUAUUAGUUGCACUAUCGGUAGUAUUUGAAAAAAAACAUAUUGGUGUACUAUAGAGCAUCUGUGAACAGAUUACUGCAGAUGAACUGUGAAUAUCAAGUAAAGGUGCUAAAUUCUUACUGCUAGUUUCUCUGGGGACCUCUACUGGUUACCAGACAUUGUAGAGCCGUGAAUACAGAUGGCUAGAAUCCAGCACAUUGGGAAAUUUAUUGGACUUGAAGAUCUAAGUUAAAGGGAAAACCUACAUUAUAAUGUUCUCUGUAUGCAUAGAGACCUCUGAAUUAGGUCGGAGAUUUGCCAAAUUAUUUGUGUCCAAGUAUUUAGGAGAACCGUGUAAAAUGAGGUCAUCCCUCAAAGAAAACUCUCACUAUUUAACUCCUAAAAAAAAUAUAGGACUGUCAAAACUCUACUAUCAUUGCUUUACUACUACCUAUUCAUCCAUCACUACUAUUACUACUUCUGCCUAUGAGUGCCUAUCUCACUUUGGACACGGUUCUAGGCACUUAAAACACUAAGGACCAUUGCUAAUUUUUAAAAUAGUAACUCUAUUUCCUGGUGUGUAGUUGGCAUUGCUGAAGAAGUAGGAGUCUAGUCUACCUAGACUAGAAGGCAGAAAAUGUAGCUCAGGGAUCCUAGUCAAGGAGAUCCUGAGUUCCAGAACAUAAGGGGAGAAGAAAGCUUAAAAUUAUGUUUAAUCAGUCAAAGCAUUUAAUUUCUUUCUUCUAACAGAGGCAAAAGAAGAGCCUUAGGGCUGAAAGAUGACAACAUUACAGAAUAAAGAAGAAUGUGGGAAGGAACCAAGGAAAACCUUUGCCCCACCUACACAAAAAUUGUGUAGACUGAUGCCCUCUAGCCCUAACUCACUCAAGGUGGACACCCUGAGGAUCAGUUCACCAGAGGUAGAGAGCAAUCCAAGCCUGCCAAAGGCCAGGUUGGAGAAGAAGAAUGAGAAAGCAACCACAGAGAAUGGUCAAGGCAGUGACCAAGAGAAGAAAGGAAAGGAUCAAUACAACAAGCAACCAAAGAAGAAAGCAGAAAAGGAAAGAGGAAGUCUUACCAAUGCAGAAUUUGAAGAGAUUGUCCAGAUUGUGCUACGGAAGUCCCUACAGGAGUGCUUGGGAUCUGGCCUUGGUUUGGCAGAAACAGCCUGUGCCCAGCCCAUAGCAUGUACCCAAUCAGACAAGGAACCAGAGAUUGCCUCUGUGACUGUGGAUAAUGAUAAUGCUGAGGGAGAAAGGCUUAUUGUACCUCAUACUCCAGAGAUUUCAGCAUCUCAGGAAAAUGGAGUUGUCCGUGAGAUAAAUGCAUCUAAGCCAGGCCAGCCAGAUCCCCCACCUUCUGAGAAGAAAUUCGAUAAACUCUCAUUAAACAAAAGAAAGAAGGAAGCUCGAAAUGAAGAACUGGAGAAAUUCCGAGGUGAACAUGAGCACAGACAGAAAGACCAACCAAAGAAAACAGUUCAGAAUCAUUCUCAGAUCAGGGACCAGCAAAAAAGAGAGGGAGGUGGUUUUGGUCAAUGUCUAGUCUGGGUCCAGUGUUCUUCCCCAAACUGUGAGAAAUGGAGGCGGCUGCAUAGGAAUAUUGACCCCUCUGCUCUUCCAGAUAAUUGGUCCUGUGACCAGAAUACAGAUUUGGAGUAUAAUAGCUGUGAUAUUCCUGAGGAGACCUGGACAGGUCAUGAGAGUGAUGUGGCUUAUGCCUCCUACAUCCCAGGAUCCAUCAUCUGGGCCAAGCAAUAUGGUUACCCCUGGUGGCCAGGCAUGGUAGAAUCUGAUCCUGACCUGGGGGAAUAUUUUCUUUUUGCUUCUCAUCUUGAUUCUCUGCCGUCUAAGUACCACGUGACAUUUUUUGGAGAAACAGUUUCUCGUGCUUGGAUCCCAGUCAACAUGCUAAAGAACUUUCAGGAGCUGUCCCUGGAGCUAGCUGGAGUGAAAAAGUGCAGGAACAAGGACUGCAGACAGAAACUGGGGGCAGCCCUAAUGAUGGCUCAAGCGGCAGAACAGAUCAGCAUUCAGGAGCGGGUUAACUUAUUUGGUUUCCGCAGCCGGUACAACAGAUUUGACAGUACUGGGGAAGGAAAAGACUUAAUGCUUUCUGCGCCUAACAGCCCAGAUUCCUGCUUGGAGAAAGAAGAGGAAGUGGAGUCAGAGAUGGAAGAGGAGGAAGAAAACAAAGAUCCAACUUUGCAUGGUCCCAAGCCAGCCAAAAUACAGAAAAAAAAACCCAAACCAAGAGGUAUGGGGGGUAAUACAGGCCUAGCAGAUGGACGAUUUGGGACCCUGCAAAAGAAGACAAAGAGAUCUCUGGGAGAUGAAUCCACAGCUCCUCCUGUGCUCAUAAUGGCAAGGAAAGAAGGCCAAGGGAAUUCAGAUCCUCACCAACCAAGCUCUAAGAAAAAAUUUAAAGCUCCCCAAAGCAAGUCUUUGGUAACCAGCUUGUCUAAAGAAAGAGAAGCUAGAAUGGUGCCCAAGGGCCUGGCCCCACCCACUCCUAGUGAGGUCCACCCCAUGGUGGAGAAAGAAGGUCCUGGGUACAUGGAACCACUGCUUCGGGAUGCUGGAAGUGUCCUUCCUGAAGAUGAAGCUUCCAGUGACCUGGACCUGGAGCAACUCCUGGAAGAUAUUGGACAUGAGCCUGAGCUGAGAGAGCAGUCACAGUGUAGAGGUGAAGAAGAGGACUUCACCAUGACCUUAUUUGAGGAAUAACUGAGUGACCUUGCCCUUCUUUCUGUUCUCUCCCGCCCCUUGCCUAGAGUGCAGGAGGGAGAGCCUCUCAGUGGGGUCCCUGAGAAGUUUAGUGGUGUUAAUUGGCUACAAAGUUAAAGUCAGAGUUGUAUAGUUCAUGUAUUAAUAAAACAGGUUACUGCUUUAGUUGGCCUCAUUUGUCUCUAACCACAUCCUUCCGUUUUGCUUCUUUGCCUCCUCCUCAGGGUCACUGUGGCACAUCACUGUUUUUGGUGGGAGACUGACCUACACAAUAUAGGAGGAAUCUGGGGGAAGGCAAUGACACCCGAGUCCUGGAAGAACAUUAAGAAGGGUAUGCUGGGUUCAAAUCCUGGCUCAGCAACUUAGAAGCUAUAUGGUCUUAGGAAAUUACUUUAACCAUUCUUGUUCUUAGUUUUCAUGCCUCAAAAUGAAUACAUCACCUACUUAGAGGGUUGUUGAGAUGUUUAAGUGAUGUCAUACACGUAAAGCAAUUAACACCAUACAUGCUAGUUGUUAUUGUAAGGGAAGUAGCAUGGUUGGAUUAGGGGUACAGACCUGGGGUUCUGGACUGGCUACCAGUAUUUGGAAUUUAUUGUUCUCUGGCCUGAGACAGUCACUGAAAAAAAGUACUAGAGGAGGGGUCUUGGGUGUGGUAUCUAUUAUAAUUUUGCUGGGAGGGACAGAAGUUGAAGGUGAUGUCAGUUUUCUCCUUAGAUGCAUUCGGACAAAUUA
Molecule: messenger RNA, 8908 nt
Organism: Loxodonta africana (African savanna elephant)
Lineage: Eukaryota; Metazoa; Chordata; Mammalia; Proboscidea; Elephantidae
Gene: ZCWPW1
Product: zinc finger CW-type and PWWP domain containing 1
Exons: 16
Coding region: 6230-8176 (648 amino acids)
Cellular component (GO): nucleus
Molecular function (GO): zinc ion binding
Source: RefSeq, a predicted model, not a curated record